UGGGCUGUUCAGGCUAACCUGCAGUAGUGCAGGCUUAACAAGCUUACACACCGCCGACCGGUAAGAAAUGUGAGCAAUUAGAGUCGCGGUAGGCAUAAUUCAAACCGUUUUAUUAUUAUAUUUUUAUAUAUAGAGCGUGUUGGGGUGCGUUUUGUUCUCACGUUGAUUGACUAUCGUUUUGUUGUGGGUUAAACGUUAGCCGUUGCGGCGGCGCUCUAUUUAGCUUCCUGUGCUAGUUAGGGCGCCUAUGUAGUGAGGGAGUGCGGAAUGUGAACGACGCGGUUAAAAACGCGACAUGUAUGUAAUCUAGCCUUGGUAUCGGUUGGUUUCUUCGAGGUGUCUUUUAAACAUAAAGUAGUAGCCUGGAUAUCCACCUGGACAUGGUUAGUUUAUUGGUUAGUUAAUGUGUAACACCCUACACUGACGGAUACAGCUGGCUUUUCCGACUGGUUGACAGCAGCGGCGAUGGAAACACAGCCAUCAACAUUUCCUUCAAACUUUAAUCCCAUCAUUCGCAUCAUCUCGGCUAUGCCUUGCGACAGCCGGUGCUUUCUCUCUCUUUCUCGCUAUAAUGUGUGACAUUUCAAACCUCUCCAUCACGAAAUGAAUUAGUUAUAGGUGGAUUGAUCAGUCUAUAGAUCUAUAGAUUAGGUCUUGAGAACCUGAAGGAGGUGUUUUCGGUCGUGGGAGGAACAUCUCUCCUAUUCGAAGCAAAAAAAAAAAAAAAAAACAGCAUUCAGGGUUAAGGGACUGCAGAAACAUGCCCGAUCUGUAACAUCACCUCCAGUGGAAGAGAAAAAUCAGCGCAGAUGUUCAUCGGCAAAAUGACUCUGAGUCAGUCCAGUGUGUUUGGGGAAAUUGAUGAGCUGCAGGACCUUACAUUCAUCGAGAGACCUAUACGCAGGAGUCUUAAGACUGCAGAGGAGAUUGAGAAGUUAACUGUCGAUGAGGAUCUAAAUGAUAUAGAACGAGCAGUCUACCUCCUCAGCUCUGGCCAAGAUGUCCAGCGAGCCAGUGUGAUUGUGAAUUUGCCAAACCUGGUGCGUCAGAACCCCGCUGAGACCUUCCGAAGGGUGGUGCCAAAAGUCAGAGAGGUGUUGCACGUAGCCGGAGCUGAUAUGCAGCUUGCUGCAGCAGGCUCCUUCCUCACUGUUCUCCAGGACGAUAUUGUUCUCAUCCAGACGCAUACCCACUCAAUUCUGCAGAUUGUUCUUCUCAAUCUAGACCACCGGGACGCAGUGGUCAGCAGUGCAUGGCUCGAGACCUUGUUAUCAGCUAUAGACGUUUUACCAAAAGAAACCAUCCGACUAGAGAUUCUGAGCCCUCUGGUAUCCAAACCUCAGCUCUCCCAGUCUGUAGCAGCCCGUCUGGCCAGCUGUCGUAUCCUAGGAAAGGUUGCUGCCAAGUUUGAAUCAUCAGUAGUGAAGAAGGACCUGCUGCCUCUGGUCAGGUCGUUGUGUCAGGACGUGGAGUACAAGGUGCGCUCCUGCAUGUGUCGCCAGCUGGAGAACAUCGCAAGGGGAAUUGGACUGGACCACACGAAGGCGGUUUUGUUGCCAGAGCUGGUGGAACUGGCAAGAGACGAGAUCAGUACCGUGAGACUGGCAGCAUUUGACACCAUUAUAAGUCUCCUGGAUUUGUUUGACAAUGAUGACAGGACACGUGUUAUAUUUCCUCUGGUGAAGACUUUCUGUGAGAAGUGCUUCAAAGCCGACGAGGCAGUUCUGGCAUCGCUGUCUUUUCAGUAUGGCAAGCUUUGUCAUGGACUCUCAGCAUCUUUCACAGAUGAGCAACACCUCUGGUUUCUGGAGUUCUAUAAGAAGCUGUGCUGCCUCGGCCUGCAGCAUGAGAACGGCCACUGCGAGAGCCAGGCGUACCCGCUGGAGCUGGAGAACAAGUACGCCCUGGUGCGCAGGAAUUGCGCCUACAACUUUCCUGCCAUGGUGUUAUUUGCUGACCCAAAUCACUUCUUGUCCGAGUUGUACCGGACCUUCUCAAGUCUCUGUCACGAUCCUGAAAUCUCAGUGCGAUGUACAGCUGCCGAGGGGUUCCACGAGGUGGUGAAACUGCUGGGCCCCAAUGUGCACUAUGUACAUAAAGAACUGAUCACCUUGCUGCAAGAUGAUUCAUUAGAGGUUCUCGAUGCCCUGCUCAACCACUCUCAGGAGACUUUGGAACUGGCAACUUCCAGGGGGGAGGGAGCGGGGCCUGAGAACAAGCAGGUCAACGUACCAGACCUGGUUCCUGCACUGGUAGCAGCCGAGCAGAAGGCAGCAUCCUCACUGCGCUGGCGUGUUCAUGAGAAGCUGCUGCAGCGCUACUCCUGUUUACCCCGCGUCAUUUCAGGAGACCACAUCUACUUCCGCUUCCUGCAGAGAAUGUUCAGCAUUAUCACAACAAAUAAUGUCCUACCGGUCCAAAGGGAGGCUGCACGAACUUUAUGUGUGUUUUUGCGCUACAAUCGCAAGCAGGAGCAACGGCAGGAAAUCAUCAGCAAAAUAAUGCAGGAACUUGCUCAAGGUCGAAGUUACUGGAGUCGGUUGCGGUUUCUGGACCUGUGUGACAUUAUCAUAGAUCUCUUCUCUAAAUCAUACUUCUGCAAGCAUUUCAUAAUUCAGGCGUUGGAGCUGAUCAGUGACCCAGUGGCCAAUGUUAGGUUAAAGUUGUGUCACAUGCUGCCCAGACUGAGAUGUACCAUACGGCUACCUGCAGACAAACAUCUGCAUCAACAGCUGGAGUUUUGUGUCAGAAAACUCCUCUGUCAUGAAAAAGACAAAGAUGUACUGACCACGCUGAGGAAGUCAGUCCUGGAGCUGGACAAAAUGGACCUCACAGAACCGAUCUCAGAGCACUUUUCACUCCUGCAGUAUCAUAAAGGGCAUGAAAGAGACCUGCUGGACCAAAAGAAGGAGAAGGAGGAGGCGUUACUGCUCGAAAUGGAAUUGCUGGAACGGCAACAGAACGAGGCCAAACUGGUUGGAGAAAAGCACUCUGAAAAGAAACGAAGAGACAGCAAAGCAGGACUACCAGGUAGCAAAGGCAUGUCAGGGUCAACAUCUGGAGCCACCUUGUCCACAUCUGCUGGGAAGGAGAUGAGGAGAUCCAAACUGGCUCGCAGUCGUUCCCUCAGCAGCCACCCCACCGCUCCGAAAAUGGCAAAUUCAGAGAAAACUCUAAAAGUGAAGGAAUCAGGAAGCUGUCCUGGAUCAGGAAAGAGCUCCAUAAAACCAGUCAAUGAUGAUUCCCUCCGACCCCAUUUCAAUGUUGCCUCCUCAUCCUCGUCUCCAAGUUCAUCGACGUCUUCUAUGCCCGUCCUAAUCCGCAGCAACACGAGCAGUUCUGUAGAGCACCGCAGCAACGGCAGCAAAGACACACAGUCCAGAAAACUUACCAUCAUCAAGAAGCAACAAUGGUUCAGCUCUAAAGCAACAGACCAGACGAGCUCAGAACACAGUGAAGAACAUCGCUAUAGGAAAAGCAUUCUCUGUAGUGAUGAAUCAUGAAUCCGCAGCCUGGCAGCCUGGACAGACAAAGAAAGUCCAAUUCAUUUGGCAUGCAUUCUGGAAGAGAGUGACCAUAGCACUCUGUUGAAAGGACUUUGGCAUGGAGCUAGAGAGAAUGUGCUUGGUGCUUCUCUGCACCCGAGUGUUCGACAUCAACUCUUCAGAACCCAAUCAAUAAAACCCAUGUUGAACAUCA
Trichomycterus rosablanca is the source of this 3699-nucleotide messenger RNA. RefSeq names its product protein phosphatase 4, regulatory subunit 4 (gene ppp4r4). The record is from RefSeq and is a predicted model, not a curated record. The coding region runs from base 810 to 3503 and encodes 897 amino acids. Lineage: Eukaryota; Metazoa; Chordata; Actinopteri; Siluriformes; Trichomycteridae. The transcript is spliced from 26 exons. Gene Ontology annotation, cellular component: protein serine/threonine phosphatase complex; cytosol. Gene Ontology annotation, molecular function: protein phosphatase regulator activity.